CGCGCCUGCCUGAGUAUAUAAUGGGCAUAGUUCAGCUGACCGACACUCAGUUGAACCUGAACUCCACCUGCAAACAUGAACACAAAGGUCCUCAUCCUCCUCGGUCUGGCAGCCAUGGUUGCUGCAGACAGCCGUGAAUUUUAUGCCUACCGCGCCCCCAGGGACUCCUCUGAGGAAUCCUUCGAGUCCACUGAGGCCAAGUACAACUUCCAAUGGGCCGUCAGCGAUGACUCCUCCAGCAACGAGUUCGGACACCAGGAGGCCCGUGACGGCGACGACACCCAGGGAUCCUACUACGUGCAGCUCCCCGACGGCCGCCUGCAGAAGGUCUCCUACGUCGUCGACGGCGAUGACGGCUACGUCGCCGACGUGACCUACGAGGGCGAGGCUCGCUUCGACUCCGUCGAGUCCGCUUCCUUCGAGUCCCGUGAAUACAGGCCACGAUAUUCCUACGACUCCAACGAGUCCAAGUAAAGACAUUUUCGCUCAAUACCGGACUUUCCAACAGAUGUUUCCACAAAGUUCAUCUGUUGCCCAGAAUUCAUAUAUAUAAUUGUAUAUAUUUAUGUAUUUAAUUUCUGAAACAAAAAGAAUCAAUUUUA
This is a messenger RNA of Penaeus vannamei (Pacific white shrimp), 602 nucleotides long. Its product is annotated as cuticle protein 21. NCBI's taxonomy places the organism in Eukaryota, Metazoa, Arthropoda, Malacostraca, Decapoda, Penaeidae. Gene Ontology annotation, cellular component: extracellular matrix. The record is from RefSeq and is a predicted model, not a curated record.